AUGCAGCACGCCGAGGAGGGAGGAGCGAGCUUGACAUCCCCUACCUCGGCGGUAGGGGGUGAGCUUACUUGCAGAACGUGUGCCAGGCACAGUUAUAGGGAGGACAACUGGCUGCGGCAUGAACGAACGUACGACGCGGAGGAGGGAGGAGCGAGGAUCACGUGCCUGACUUGCGCCCGGACGUUUCCCCGACGGUCACAUUUGGUCCCCCACCAGCAGGUGCAUGGGAAAAAGAAAGAAUCGUACCCAUGCGGAGGGAGUAACACGACGUUUUACCGGUUGUGGGAUUGGAGAGUGCAUCAACGUGCUGAACACGGCAGGCGACAGUCAAAGACGCAAGCUCAGCUGGUGGAGGCUGUCGUCCAAGGCCGGUUGUUUGGCUUCGUCGAAUGUGACAUCCACGUGCCGGACCAUAUCAAAGCAGACUUUGCGGAAUGUCCACCCAUAUUUAAAGACAUCGAUGUGAGCCGAGAGGACAUAGACCCCACCACGGCGGACUUCGCACGGGUGAAUGACAUCAUGCCGGGUUCCAGGCGAAAGCUGAUCGGGAGUAUGUUCGGCACGGAAAUUCUGCUGGCAACCCCGUUAUUGCAAUGA
Messenger RNA from Liolophura sinensis, 597 nucleotides. RefSeq names its product zinc finger protein 417-like. The record is from RefSeq and is a predicted model, not a curated record. The coding region runs from base 1 to 597 and encodes 198 amino acids. NCBI's taxonomy places the organism in Eukaryota, Metazoa, Mollusca, Polyplacophora, Chitonida, Chitonidae. The transcript is spliced from 2 exons.